Messenger RNA from Teleopsis dalmanni, 909 nucleotides. RefSeq names its product signal peptidase complex subunit 2-like. The transcript has 2 exons. Lineage: Eukaryota; Metazoa; Arthropoda; Insecta; Diptera; Diopsidae. Bases 111 to 689 code for a protein of 192 amino acids. The record is from RefSeq and is a predicted model, not a curated record. Gene Ontology annotation, biological process: protein targeting to ER. Gene Ontology annotation, cellular component: membrane; signal peptidase complex.
AAUUAUCUGUCAUUUCUCUCAGAAAAAAGUAGCGGCUAGUUUUGUUGUCGUCGUGUCGGAGUUCUAGUAUUUUGCAAAAGAAAUAUUGUAAAAGUCAAAAUAUUGUCAAAAUGACUAAAAAAGAAGAUAAAAAUCAAUCAAACGAAGAAGUGGUUAAAAUUAAUAAAUGGGAUGGCUCCGCAGUGAAGCAUGCACUCGAUGAUGCAGUGAAAAAUUGUUUAUUUUCCGAUCGUCCACAGCUUAAGGAACAAUUUGGUUUGAUAAACAUGCGUUUGGCUCUCUGCACACUUGCAGUUGGUGUCGCAGUGCUUGCACACGCUUGGGACUUCACCCAUCCCUUCCCGGAAUCUCGUCCUGUAUUGUUAUUCAGUGUACUUGCUUAUUUCGCACUCAUGGGCGUAUUAACCUUAUACACUACAUUCCGUGAAAAAGGCAUAUUUGCAGUGGCUAUACAGAAGGAUAACAAUGGUGGCGAGCGCAUCUGGGAAGCCAGUUCUGAUAUGAAAAAGUUCGAUGAUAAGUACAUAUUAACAUUUACGAUUAAGGACUCGAAAAAGAUGCGUGAGGCAACUAGCACUAAGUCUUGCGCUAGUUUUAUUGAUGAAAACGGUGUCAUUUUGGACAAUUUAGUUGCACAUGAAGUAAAUCGUCUUUAUAAUUCAGUUUCAGCAGAGAAAAAGGAAAAAUAGCUCAAUGUGGACGAAACAAACUCAGAAAACAUUGAAAUUGGCGAAACAGUUUAAUAAACAAUUGAUAAAGAAAUUGGCUGUUUGCAAAUAACAAUACAAUUUUUUCAUUUAUUUGGAAUAUUUUUAAGAUUAUUUCUUAAAUUAACAAAAGAAAACUGAUUUAAUAAAACUAUUUCAAAUUUUUGCUAUUGGCAAAAUAUUUCGUGAAUUUAUUUUUGUA